ACUAUUUUUUGGCACUGCUGUUUGUAUGGAUGACGUUGUGGGAAAAAAACCAUAAAUUGAUGAAAAAUUCAACAAGAUAAAAAAUUCAUUGGAAAAUAGUGAAAAUACUCGACCGGAAAAGUUAAAAAGUGCUCGUUGAUAAGUCGGAGUAGCUGAUAAGUGAGGAAACACAAUGAGGUUUCUUCUUUUGGGGCUCCUGGGGCUCCUUAUUACACUCACGGGGAGUGUUGAUAAGAAUAACUUCAAGACAUGCGACCAGAGUAGCUUCUGCAGGCGCUGCCGGAAAGUUGAUCCGGGAAUCCCUUCUCCGUACGAAGUUCAAUUGGGUACACUUAAGACAUUCCCAGAUCACAUUACGGUGGAUGUGCUGAACAAAAAUAACGAGCAGGUGUUUAAUUUGAAAGUUGUUGGGCUGAAGGGGAAUAAAUUCCACGUGGAAGUUGAUGAGAAAUCCCCGCUGAAGCCACGAUAUCGCGUUGUGGAUGCCCUCAUAGCACCCCCAGUCACUGAGAAUGUCUCCGUGACGAAGGAAGAAGAGGGAUCGGUUGUUGUGAAAUGCGGUGAGAAUAGAGCUGUCGUCGUGGCAUCACCAUUCCGCAUUGAUUUCUACCACGGGGAAGUUCUUGUGGUGUCAGCAAAUGCCAAGGGGCUCAUGAAAUUUGAGCAUUUGCGCAAGAAAUCCGUACCUGUUCCCGCAGAGGCUGCUGAAGAGGGUGGAGAAGGUGCCGCUGCGGCAGAGAAUGAGGUGGAGAAUCCCCAAACAAAUGAGGAUGAUGACCCCGGAGCAUGGGAGGAGAAUUUCAAAUCGCAUCACGACAGUAAACCAAAUGGCCCAGAAGCUGUGGCUCUGGACUUUACAUUCCCACAAGCUGAGGUACUUUUCGGGAUUCCCGAGCAUGCAGAUUCAUUCGCACUUAAACCCACUCUUGGCUCUGAACCUUACCGGCUGUACAAUUUGGAUGUGUUUGAGUAUGAAUUGGAUAGCCCAAUGGCCCUGUAUGGAUCCGUUCCUGUCAUCUAUGGGCAUGGAGAGGGCAAUACAGCUGGAGUUUACUGGCAGAAUGCCGCCGAGACGUGGGUGGAUGUCUACAAUUCCAAUGCCAAGAAGAACGUUAUGUCGUCUAUUGUGAAUUUCGUAUCGAGAUCUCGUCAAGCUGAUCCUCCGGCUGCUCAUUUUAUGUCUGAAAGUGGAAUUAUGGACUACUACGUCCUUCUGGGGCCAACUCCCAUGGAAACCUUCAUGCAGUACGCAGAUCUUACGGGUCCUGCACCACUUCCGCAAAUGUUUGCCCUUGGCUACCAUCAGUCACGUUGGAAUUACAAUGAUGAGGCUGACGUAGCGGGGGUACAUGAUAAAUUUGACGAGCAUGACAUCCCCAUGGAUACGAUUUGGUUGGAUAUUGAGUACACUGAUGCGAAGAAAUACUUCACGUGGGACGGACACAAGUUCCCCCAUCCUCUGGAGAUGAUCCGGAAUCUCACAGAGCGCGGGAGGCAUCUCACAAUCAUCAUUGAUCCCCAUAUUAAGCGAGACGGUGGGUACUUCUUCCACAAUGACUGCACAGAUCGUGGGUACUAUGUGAAGAAUAAAGAUGGGCGAGAUUAUGAGGGAUGGUGCUGGCCCGGAGCUGCGAGUUAUGCGGACUUUUUCAGCCCCGACGUGAGGCAAUACUACGCAGAUCAGUACCAGCUUGAUAAGUUUGACACAACAACGGCUGAUGUGAUGCUGUGGAAUGACAUGAAUGAGCCAUCUGUGUUUAAUGGACCCGAAGUGACAAUGCUCAAGGAUAACAUUCACUUUGGUGGCUGGGAGCAUCGUGAUGUGCACAACCUGUACGGCCAUAUGCAUGUUCUGGGAACAUUUGAGGGUCUUGUGCGGCGCAGUGGAGGUGUUCAGAGACCCUUCAUCCUCACUCGUGGCCACUUUGCGGGCACACAGCGCUACGCAGCCAUCUGGACGGGUGACAAUACAGCCGAAUGGGGACAUCUCCAGGCAUCCAUUAAGAUGUGCCUGUCUGAGUCAGUUGCUGGCUUCUCAUUCUGUGGCGCUGACGUUGGUGGCUUCUUUGGGAAUCCCGAUGCGGAGCUCUUUGAGCGAUGGUAUCAAGCAGCUGCCUUCCAACCCUUCUUCCGGGCUCACUCCCACAUUGACACGCGUCGUCGUGAACCAUGGCUUUGGCCUGAAGCAACCAUGCUGGUUGUCCGUGAUGCCCUUCGUCGUCGCUACAGCUAUCUCCCCUUCUGGUACACCCUGUUCUAUGAGCACGAACGCACAGGGCGCCCUGUGAUGCGUCCCCUUCUCACACAUUACCCCCUCGACAAGGAAACCUUCACCAUUGACUACGAAUACCUCCUCGGGGAUAUCCUCCUUGUACGCCCAGUCCUCCAGCAGGGUGUCUCCAAGGUGGAUGUUUACUUCCCGGCCGUUGAUGGGAAGAAGGAAGGUGAUAUCUGGUACGAUGUCGAUGAUCACCGCAAGAUUACCGCAGCUGGUUUCGAAUCCGUUCCAGUGGAUAACUACAAGAUCCCCGUCUACCAACGUGGAGGAACAAUUCUUACGAAGAAGGAACGCAUUCGACGUGCAGCCACGCUCAUGGCAAACGAUCCAGUCACCUUUGUUGUUGCUCUUGAUAAGGAACAUUCCGCCCGUGGGACGCUGUAUGUGGACGAUGAGAAAACAUUCGAGUACCGCAAAGGGAAAUACAUCUACCUCAAUUUGGAAUUCAAAGACAAUGUUAUCAGUUGCAGGAAAAAUGAUGAGAAGGCCAAUUAUGAUACGAAAUCGUGGGUGGAACGCAUUGUGAUUGUCGGUCUGGAGCACGUACCGAAAUCUGCAACAUUGAAUGUGAGUGGAGAGCCAUCGGUGACACUUGAGGUCUACAAACACGGCGAGAGUGUCGUUGUACGGAAGCCGAAGGUUGUUUUGUCACGGAAGUGGUCAAUUCAGCUCAACUAUUAGUCGAUCACCAUCCCCUAAUUAAGUAGUCUAAAUACGUAAAUCCAUUUGACUCUGGGAUGGUGUAUUUUGAACAGGGGGUGUGUGUCGUCAUUGUUAAAGUGAUUUGAAAUUGAACAAGAAUUUGCAGAGUAAGUAGAGAUAAAAAGAUUUUAUUCUUUUUGGUAAUAUCGUGAUGCAAAAAAAAGUAAGAAGAGAAAAUGAUUCAUAAGAAGAGAUUUUGAAAUUAA
This is a messenger RNA of Lutzomyia longipalpis, 3186 nucleotides long. RefSeq names its product neutral alpha-glucosidase AB (gene GCS2alpha). Lineage: Eukaryota; Metazoa; Arthropoda; Insecta; Diptera; Psychodidae. Gene Ontology annotation, biological process: carbohydrate metabolic process; N-glycan processing. Gene Ontology annotation, molecular function: carbohydrate binding; alpha-glucosidase activity. The transcript is spliced from 4 exons. The coding region runs from base 173 to 2959 and encodes 928 amino acids. The record is from RefSeq and is a predicted model, not a curated record.